This is a messenger RNA of Tilletiaria anomala UBC 951, 961 nucleotides long. RefSeq names its product RBP11-like subunits of RNA polymerase. The transcript has 3 exons. The record is from RefSeq and is a predicted model, not a curated record. Gene Ontology annotation, cellular component: RNA polymerase II, core complex. Bases 271 to 810 code for a protein of 179 amino acids. Gene Ontology annotation, biological process: transcription by RNA polymerase II. NCBI's taxonomy places the organism in Eukaryota, Fungi, Basidiomycota, Exobasidiomycetes, Georgefischeriales, Tilletiariaceae. Gene Ontology annotation, molecular function: protein dimerization activity.
CUCACUCGAGCGUGCCGGAGACUCGAUUGUGGGCGUGGAAUGCUUGAUGACGGAGGGAAGAAUGCAUGACGUCAAACUUCACUACAACGGUAUAUGAGCUGGCAUCGACCCUUUUCGAAGGCUGGUGCGUCGUGGAUGGGAUUGGGAACAUGCCUGGACUGAGACGGACAAGAUGCAUGGCUGGCGCGGCUCCCUUGACAACCACCCAUGAGACGCAGAAAUUGACAUUUUUUCUUCUCCCCCCAUCUUUUGCGAAGAAGAUCUGUCAAUAUGUCGAAUGCACCGGACAGAUUCGCCCUUUUCAUGCUCCUUCCAGGCGAGAAAAGGGUCGAGAUCAAAGAAGACACCCGAAUUCCCAACGCAGUCACAGUCACACUGCACAAGGAGGACCAUACGUUAGGGAACAUGAUUAGGCAAGCUGUCCUCUCCCAGCCGGGCAUCAUGUUCUGCGGUUACAAGGUUCCGCAUCCGCUGGAGCCACGUGUGCAGAUCCGCAUCCAAACCAACGGCGAGCAGACGCCCGUGCAAGUCCUACAGACAGCCUGCGAGAAACUCAUCACCCAGAUUGACGACGUCCGCACGCAAUUCAAGCAGCAGGUCCUUGCCCAGACCGGUGGCUUGGGCAGCGGCGCCGCUGUUGCUGGCAUCCCACCAGCGGCCCGUGGUGCACCGAUGGGUGCGGGCUAUGGGCGCCCACAAGCACAAAUGCCAAUACAGUACGGUGGGGCGCCGUAUGGCGUCUCACCCGUAGGCGUUGGAUACCAGCCUGGGCGCACAGACAGAGCCGGCGGUGACUACCUUGCCGAUUAAGCCGUGGUGCUUUCGCAUUUCACCAUUCUGUGGCGACGAAUGGAUUCACGCGAACGCGUAGGUGAAAGAAUUAGUAGCGCAGUUGCAUUUGUUCCACACAAGUAUCAGCAUUGAAGGUCCAUUUGUAUUUUUAUGCGUGUAUGCAAGAACG